CUCACUACAACAGCCCCUCUGUCUCUUGGCUUCCUCCAGCCCCUUAAGUGCGCUGUUCAUGCUGCCCAGCAAGGGAAUGCGCCGGCUCGCCAUGGGGAGCCUGGGACUCAGACCCAUGCUGUGGCUGCCUCAAGUUAUGCUGCUGUUGCUGCUGUGCGUCCCGCAGAGCUGGGGAUUUCCAGGAUCUGGAGACUCACCUCUAGAAGACGAUGGAGUCUGGCAUUCACACUCUCUCUAUCAAGACACUCCAUGGUGCUCCCCCAUCAAGGUGAAGUAUGGGGAUGUUUACUGCAGGGCCCCUCCAGGUGGAUACUACAAAACGUCCAUGGGGACCAGGUGUGACAUUCGCUGCAGGAAGGGCUACGAGCUUCAUGGCUCUUCCCAGCUCAUCUGCCAGUCAAACAAACGCUGGUCGGAUAAGGUCAUCUGUAAACAAAAGCGAUGUCCUACCCUUGCCAUGCCAGCGAACGGAGGGUUUAAGUGUGUUGAUGGUGCCUACUUUAACUCUCGCUGUGAGUACUAUUGCUCACCAGGGUACACACUGAAAGGAGAGCGGGCAGUCACAUGUAUGGACAACAAGGCCUGGAGUGGUCGACCAGCCACCUGUGUGGAUAUGGAACCUCCUAGAAUCAAGUGCCCAAGUGUGAAAGAACGUGUUGCUGAACCCAAUAAGCUGACAGUCCGGGUGACCUGGGAAACUCCAGAGGGAAGAGACACCGCAGAUGGUAUUCUUACUGAUGUUAUCCUAAAAGGCCUCCCUCCAGGUUCCACUUUUCCAGAAGGAGACCACAAGAUUGAGUACACAGUCUAUGAUAGAGCUGAGAACAAGGGCACUUGCAAGUUUCGAGUUAAAGUAAGAGUUAGGCGCUGUGGCAAACUCAAUGCUCCAGAGAAUGGGUAUAUGAAGUGUUCCAGUGAUGGUGACAAUUAUGGGGCCACCUGUGAGUUCUCCUGCAUUGGUGGCUAUGAGCUUCAAGGAAGUCCUGCUCGAGUAUGUCAGUCUAAUCUGGCGUGGUCUGGCACGGAGCCCACCUGUGCAGGAAACAUUCUGGAAACCAGAUCUCAGGGCUAG
Molecule: messenger RNA, 1072 nt
Organism: Psammomys obesus (fat sand rat)
Lineage: Eukaryota; Metazoa; Chordata; Mammalia; Rodentia; Muridae
Gene: Srpx
Product: sushi repeat containing protein X-linked
Exons: 8
Coding region: 59-1072 (337 amino acids)
Source: RefSeq, a predicted model, not a curated record